This is a messenger RNA of Pseudonaja textilis, 3428 nucleotides long. NCBI's taxonomy places the organism in Eukaryota, Metazoa, Chordata, Lepidosauria, Squamata, Elapidae. The record is from RefSeq and is a predicted model, not a curated record.
AGAGAGAUCCUGGGCCACUGUACCUGCCCGUCCCAGUUCCCCAUGGUCAAAGUCUCGGAGGGCAAAUACCAAGUCGGAGACUCCAACGCGCUCAUCUUCGUCCGGGUUCUCCGCAGCCACGUGAUGGUGCGAGUAGGUGGGGGCUGGGACACCUUGGAGCACUACCUGGAUAAACAUGAUCCGUGCCGGUGUACCUCUGUCUCUCACCGUCUGACGCAGAGUCGGGGUCUUGGCUUCUCCCCCCAGAAGACAAGCGGUCUGGCCAGUCCCCAGGCAAACAGCCCCACCACUCAGCGUCGGGCCGAAGCUGUGGGUCUGCAUAGAAUCACCGAGACCCACCACUUGGGGGAGAAACGGCUCUUGGCUGGGGGGGACUCGGCUCAACCCAAAGGAAACCGCCCCGGCCCUCCCACCAAGAGAUCUGGGACGGCUACCCCGCCGAGGCAGGGAACGCUGGCCCCACCAAGUGGGAAAUGCAGUGGGUCAGGUCUGAGGGGCGCCAGCCCUCUCAGGGGGAGCAUGCCCCAAGCCCCCCAGGACCCGGGAGAUUCCCACCUCUCAGUCAGGAACCCCAGGGCUCGGCGUCUUUCCGGAGACAGCGAUUCCUCUUCCUCCUCCUCUAGGCACAGUGCCAGCUUGGGAAGGAAGCGGAACGAGGAUGCCAGCCUGGCACUCAGGAAGGAGGCUGGGAGGCACAUCUCCGAGGGGCCAGCCUCCCAGCUCCCUGCCAGUCCCAAACGUCUACCAGCCAGCCGGAGUCAGUCGCGAGACCGUCUCAGCUUGCCGAAAGGUGUGGCGGUGGCUAGGAGGAUUGAGUCAGAAGAGCGGGGCCGUCCUCGCGUGACAAGCCGGCCCAGCAAGCCUGGACUGCAGAGCCCUCGUCCCCGGGCCCGCAGCCAGGGAAGGCCUGGAGGAGAGCCCGUGCUGCUUAUCAGCCGAGCAAAGGAUGGACAGCAUUCCUGGACCCGGGCCGACGAGCCCAAGGAGAAUGCCGGGGGCUCUGGAAGAACCACCCCCAGGACCAAGAGCCCAGCAAGGGGUCACCUGACCCCGGUGGGGUCCCGAAGCCCUGCCUCCACCAAGCGCCGGGGUUCCCUGCCCGCCACAAAAAUGGCCAAUCCCUCCGCGCGAAUCCCUCCACCGGCCACAGGACGUCAGCGACAGCCCUGCUUAUCCGGACAACGUGGGAUCGUGAAACAGCCCCAGUUGGGGGAGCGUCGGCCCUCCAAGCAGCCUGAUGACACUUUAGGAGAAGAGCUGGAGGUGAUGGCGCAGGCUUUCCGCACCCCGCUACACCUCGAUCCGAGCCAGGAGCAGCAGCUCUACCGGCGCCUGGAGGAAGAAUUCCUGGCCAAUGCUCAGAUGAUGGGUUUGGAACUAAACGAAGAGCUGGAUGUGGGGAGCCAGGCCUGUAACGGUGCCCGACUCUUGCCCACGAAUCCGGACCAAGGCACUGCCGACUCUGCCUACUGUUCCUCCAGCUCAUCCUCUUCCUCCCUCAACGUCUUCAGCAAAUACGGCGUCCAACCCGAGGAAUCCAAGCGGAAGGCAGCCCACCAGGUGAUGGGAGGUUCCGAGCUGGUGGAUUUCCACAAUGGCUCGGCAGAUGCUUCCGAGCUCUGGGACUCAUCCGGAUUCCGUGAGCGAAGGAGCCGCUGGAGGAAACCCGUCCUUUCGAGCUCGUCCGAUGAAAGCAACUGCUACCUGGGACUGAACGACGUCCAGGAAGUCCAGGAGAGUCUGGAGUUGGCCGAGCCUCUGGCGGAUAGCCCCUGGGCUGCUGGGGAGCCGGUCCCUUCCCACACAGAGCUGGGACCCUCCCUCCAGGAUGGCCUGGAGACCCUUGGCACAUCCCCUUCGGCUCUUGCCCUGGAAGAAGUCGUGCUCCGUCCCCCGUCGUCCCUGAGGAAGCCCGACCGCGUGCCUUCCAUCUACAAGUUGAAGCUGCGCUCGCAAAUUAAGCCUCGUGCCGACUCCCAACCGGACAAGACCCCGUCGAAAAUCCCUACUCCCCUCAGCUACAAGGCUUCUGGAGCCCAGAAGGCUCCAACGGGAAGCGCCUCUUCCAAGGACAGCCCAGCUAGAGGUCCCUCCGAGAGCCGGGGCUGGACAGCCUUCCACAACAUCUUCUCUUCGUCCUUCGGGGAGUGUCCCGGGAGUUCAGUGGAGUCCAGCAUGGCUAAUGAGGGGGCUUGGGCCUAGGCACCGGUGGACAGUACAUCCCCCCUCUCCUCCCCCCCUUGCACCCGCUUCUGUGGUCCUGGCCUUCUCUUUCCAGCUGCUUUCUUGGACCUCUUCCCAGUGUGACUUUGUCAUAUGCUGCUGUGCAGAGGGGUUUUUUAUUUUGGGUGAUGGGAGGAGAAGGGGGACGCGGGGAGAAAGCCUUGCAUUGCAAAAGGGGACCCAUCCUUCUAUAUUUUAUUUUUGGAGCAUGAGGCUGGAAGACGGCGGAGCUUAAAUGGCAGUACCAGGAGGUUGGGGCUUAGGUUGCAUGUGUGUGUGUGGUGUUGUUGUCGGGAGGGCGCGUAUGUGUGAAAGGCUUGUAUGGGAACGUCCUUUAACACUGGAUACUAAAGGGAGCCUCAGGGUUAAUAUUCACUCCUUUGGUCAAUCACUGUCCAGCUUCUGCCAUCUUGGCGUUUCUGUAACCGUCUAUGUUCCGCACAAUUAGUCCUCGAUGUACGAAGAUAUAAACCGCCAACCUCCGUCACGUAAGUGAUAUGGUUGGUAAGUGCCCGAUUUAAUUACCUGUUUCACCGCGGUGGUUAAGCAAAUCCACCUGCCCCAUUUAACUUCUUCAGAAUCCCCCCGAAAGGGUCUCAAACAAUCACAUGAUGCCCCCUUCCCUGGAGGCUGUCACCACCAUAAAGAUACUGGCUGCCAAGCACCUGAAGUUUGAUCGCGGGGCAGCCGCCAGUGCAAGAUUCAUUGGCAAGUCAAGAGUUUUUGGUGCCGUCAUAACGUUUGAAUGGUGGUUUAAAAAUGGCCGCCAGUCAAGGAGUAUUUGUGGCACAUCUGUGGGUGAAAUUCGGAGGUUUUUUUUCCCUUUUCAGCAAAGCCCUUAUUUCUUUUGGAGUUUUAUCAUUUGCCCUUUAUCAGGGCAACCUGGUCUACUCGAAUAUGGGACGGAGUGUACCGCUUCCGCUUCUGGCUCUCCCCGCCCCGCCCCCAAUCCAGGAGCCUUCGCAGGCAGUCGCUUUCGUGACAAACUAUCUUUGUGUUACAUUUAUGUUUUUUUUACCAACCAAGAAAUAAAGGGGGACUAGCAUAGAUCUAUUUCGAGCUAUUUCAAGAGCCACGGUGGCGCAGUGGUUAGAGUGCAGUACUGCAGACCACUUCUGCUGACUGCCAGCUGCCUGCAGUUUGGCAGUUCAAAUCCCACCAGGCUCAAGGUUGACUCCGCUUUCUGUCCUUCCAAGUGGGUAAAA